UGAGGAGAGAGAGGGAGGAGUGUGUGGAGAGUGAGGGGAGAGUGAGCUCAUAUAACGAGUUACAGUGAAGUCGUCUUCUUAUUUCCGCAUACCCCUGGGCUCCUCCUCGAGUGCAUGUCGGCGGAGGCGAGCUGAGGUGAGCGGGAGGAGGGGGAUGGAGUCUGUGACGACGCGCGUUGCUGUCACGUGGUUGCUGCUCAUGGCGUGCGCCCCUCCUUGCUCAGGUUCUGGGUCUCCCCCGGUCCCCACAAACCUUUCCUUUGUCUCUGUCAACUUCAAGACGCUGCUGGAGUGGCAAGUGGAGGACACGGGCAUCCCCGUCACGUUCGACGUGGAGCUAUUGGGUGCAACGUGGCCGACCUGGAAGCAGAAGGCAGAGUGCACGGACUCGAUAGAAACGACCUGUGACCUCACGAGCAUCAUGGCCGAUCCGCGCUUGUCAUACCGCGCUCGUGUGCGUGCCAUCCCGGGCGGUUCCAGCGCAGUGCACACCGUACCCUGGGUCAUGUCGCCCUCCUUCGUGCCCUACGACGACACUGAGCUUGGGAAGCCACAGUUCGAGGCAGUCGGGCGGAAUGGGAGCAUCCAGCUGAAGGUUGCAGACCUGAUCACGCCCUACUUCAACAUUGACGGCAGCCACAAGACCAUGGGCGACAUCUACACGGGAGACCUCCGCUACCACCUCACCUACUGGAAAGACGGCAGCAGCGGACGGAAGGAAUACCAGUCGCGCCAGGCCGCCUUCAUGCUGACGGGGCUGGAUGAGGGCGAGCUGUACUGCUUCCACGUGCAGCUGCUGGUGGACGUUGACAACGCUGAGCGCCGUGGGGAGGAGAGCGACGUGAAGUGUGCACGCUCGGGGCUCGCAAAGCCCGACUACGCGUGGAUAUUCCUGGUGGCGGCUGGCAUCGCCGCCCUCAUCAUCGGCGUCGCCCUCAUCGUCCUCAUCGUGUGGCUCUGCCACCGCUGCCGCCAGCAACGCAAGUCGGAGCGGAACGGGACGGUCGUCUCGUACACGGCUGCCGCCGCCCAGAGGGAUUAACCGGGGACUGCCCCCCCCCCCUUGACCACCACCUCUGACUGACCCCCCCAAGAAACCAAGCAGGAGUGACUCAAGGACCCAUCCAGUGCCCAUGCAAGAACACAAAAGAGACUGUGAAUGCACACACGACACUGUGAAGGUGUGGAUGAUGGCGACGACGACGAUGAUGAUGUAAUGAAUUCUGGUGAUGAGGAUGAUGAAAUUUAAGAUGAUGCCGUUAACAGUGAAUGACCAUGAUGAUGAAAGACUAUGAUCAUGAUUAUAAGAUGGUGAUGGUAAAGAUGAUGGAAACGACCAUGCAGGUGGCUGCAUCGACUCCCUUCAAUCACCAUAAUCAAAAAACCCAAAUCCACUAAAAUGUAGUCUGAAGACACGUGACAUUGGCUCACGUGCAAAGAGAUAUCUUGAUAAAAGUGAACGGCGGUUACUUUCACUGAUCAGUGUCCGUGGAAGGGGCACAUUUUGGCUCCGAGCUGCCACUGUUCCCACUGGCCCGGGACAUGAGACUUUAGUGGGGCUGGUUUUUUUAAUUUAGGCUGUGGACUGAGUUGAACACUGUACUAAAUUUGGGUCUGGGCAAGUGGCUCACCUUGGCUCUUAGCCGAACAUUUGACGUGAGCUUAACGCUAAAACUGACCUAGGUACCGGUUGUGUGUGCGCAUGUGUGCUGUACAUGCAUGUGUACAGGUCUUUGUGGGGUGUAUUUACAGUAAAUGUCUAUUUAUGUAUAUCUCUGUGUACAAGUGUGUGUGCGUGUGUACAUGUAUCUGUGUGUAGGUCACAUGUAUGUGUGAAUGCAUGGACAGGCGACACAAUUUAACUGGGUUCGAUAUCUGGACAUGAAUAACAUCUCUUACCAGGAAUCUGAACCUGUCGUGUACCUCGGUUAGGUCGACUCAGCCUUAAAUGAAUACCUGACAUGGGGGUGUAAAUAUUAGUACUUGCAGUUAGUUGCGGAUCGCAAUGACCACACCACCCCUUCGUGCACCAUUCCGGUCUUAAUAGGUGCUCGCAAACAACAUUUACUGCAAAAGUCUGAGCCUGCAAUUGAGAUGGUGCUGUUUGUCCAAUAUUGAAUUUACACUCCUGACAGAAGAUUGAUGAAUCUUAGAAUUUAACAAAAAAACACACUUUCCGAGCGGCGAACGGAACAAUGAGAAAAAUGACCUCGGCCACUGUGGCUUCCUCCAAGCACCCGGAGCAGGGAAAGAAAAAUAUCUCCGUAUUUAU
Molecule: messenger RNA, 2272 nt
Organism: Lethenteron reissneri (Far Eastern brook lamprey)
Lineage: Eukaryota; Metazoa; Chordata; Hyperoartia; Petromyzontiformes; Petromyzontidae
Product: tissue factor-like
Biological process (GO): blood coagulation; cytokine-mediated signaling pathway
Cellular component (GO): plasma membrane
Molecular function (GO): protein binding; cytokine receptor activity
Source: RefSeq, a predicted model, not a curated record